Cinara cedri is the source of this 18200-nucleotide messenger RNA. The record is from the annotation of a GenBank genome assembly. Lineage: Eukaryota; Metazoa; Arthropoda; Insecta; Hemiptera; Aphididae.
CUAGCGUUGACCGGUCGAUAGUUCGGCACAUUCUAUUUUGUGUGGCUGUGUGUGUGUUCAUUAAAAUAUUGAAUUAUUUUGUUAAUUAUUGUUAUUCAAAUUCUGACUCAUUUGUAAAUCAAUUAUUUAAUUACCUGAACAAAUUUUUGUUGAAUAAAUCCACAAUUAUCGUCACUUUUUGGUAGGUGUCUGUCUACUGUAUAAUUUUCUAAUUGAUUCUAUGUAUUUUAUUAAACAUCUAAUUAUUUUUUUCACUCUUAGUUGUUUAACAGAUAAAAUAUGGACAGGAUUAUUGAGAUAUCAUCGGUAUUUGUUGAACUAUUUAACAAUUCGGCUAUCAAUCCAGCUUCAAUAAAUGGUUCGAAUAUGUCAUUUCCAGUAAAACUUCAAGAAACUAUGGAAGAUUAUAUUCAGAAAAUUUUGACUGCCUGCUGCAGUCAACCAGCCCCUAGUAUUCCUGGACUUCAAAGUGGAUUUAAUUUUGCUUCAUCAGGCUUACGAGUUAACGAGUUUAAACCCAGUAAGUAUUUAUUGAAUUAUAUUAUCCAUAAUGCAAUGGAUCCCAAUCUUUUAAUAUCCGUGUACCAUUUACAUUUUGAAAUUGUUCACCUACCUCUUAACCUAGAAUGGUAAAAAUUUAAUUUACGACCUAAGCUUGUUUUCAAAAUUUUUUUUCCAAAAUAUGUGUUUUUGCUUGUAUAUUAAGAAUCUAAAAAAAAGUCUGAUAACCUUCGUUUGAAAGUUAUGGGGAAAAAUUUCAUGAAGUUCAGAUUUUCUGUUUUGCAUAUUUCUUUGUUAGAAUUUAACAUUUUCAAUUUUUUUUCCAAAAUGGGUGUUUUUUAAUGCUUCAUCCAUUUGUAAAAUCAAAACACACUUAUCAUACUUAUUUUUAAAGUUAUUGUACAUAAAUCUUGUAAAAUAACAUUUUUAGAAUUAAUUCAAAAUUUCAUCAUAAUUUUUUUAUUAUUAUUGUUUGUAGUUAUUGGUAUUUUGAUAACAAAGUUUUUUCAUUUAAGUCAGAAUAAGUAUAUCUGGCUUAGAUUUAGAGUUGCAAACGUUUAAAUACUCCGUGUUUUGCUGCACUCAUUUGGACAAUUUUAAUCAAAAAUAACCUUUGAUAUUUAUUAUGUAAAACCCACGUUGAAAAGGUAACAAGGUAAAGUAAAAAAGCAUUUUAGAUGAUAGGUGUGUUUUGAUUAUAGCAUUAAAAACAUAUUUUGGAAAAAAAAAAUUGGAAAAUGUUAAAUUCUAACCAAGAAAUACGUGAAACAGAAAACCUGAACUUCAUGAAGUUUUCCUCCACAACUUCCAAACAAAGUUUGUACAACUUUCUUUUAGAUUCUUAAUGUACAGGGAAAAACACAUUUUGAAAAAAAAAUUUAAUAACCGAGCUUGAGACAUAAACUACAUUUAUACCUAAACAACAUUAUCAUAAACAUUUAACGCACAAAAGUAAAAGGAACUCGCAUCAUAUGUUAUUGUAUGUUAUCGGAUGAUAAAUGUGGGUCGGACAUUGACUGUGUUCUUAUGUCGUAGGUGUAGUUAUGUACAUAUAUGGUAUUAUUAUAAUAUAAUCAUCUAUAUUUUGAUUGAGACAAUUGUAUUUAUUAUCGUUUUCAUAUCUAGUAUUCUAGAUUAGUUUUGUUAUUUUUAUAAUAUUUCGUCGUGUUUGGUGUAGAGUGUGAACAUAAUAUGAUAAACUUAAUUUCAAUAUUGACUCUUUCGUGGGAGAAACACAAUGUCAAAAAUCACAUUAAUCAAAAUUUAACUUUAACCACUUGUUUAUAAGUUGAAUACAAUAAUAAACUUUUUUUUUUAAUUUUCUUGUAUAGUAUAUUUUUCCAAUUACUGACGUAUGUGCAGUAUGCACAUUAUAUUUACAUAUAUUGAUCAUACAUGUAUAUAUAGGUGGUUUUAUUUUUACCAGCAUAUUAGUUUAGUAGGCCUCGGAAGGUUUUUUUUUUUUACAAAACUGGUGAUCUGCACAACUAAAAAGAUUGGGAACCACUGGUCUACCGAUACAAAACAUUACAUCUGUUCCAUUCGGGUUUAUUUUUUUUGCAAAAUUUUGUUUCAACAAUAAUAAGAACUAAGUCAUUUUCAGAUGUCAAAAAAAAAACCCGUAAGGGAUGGUGUAGAGUUCCCUUAUUUUUUUUGAAGAAGACAAACCUAUUAGCUAUUGGUUUUAUUUUUAUUUAUUUUUUUCACUUAUCAAAAAAUGUCCUAUGUACGACCUACAUGUUUUCCGAGCACUUUUAGUGGUAUGUGUAUCAUAGGUUAAUAACUAUUGUCCUAUAUUUUUCUCCUUCACCUUUAUCCUUCAACAUAUUAUUUGGGCUAGUUUAUCCUCAUCCUGAACUUUCUCUUGACCUGAUCCUCCACACAGUGGUGCUGAAUAAGUUUAGAAAUGGUCUGGUCAAUAGUUAUAUAGUGGUUUUACCUACUAUUAAUAUUUAUCAUAAUUUAUUACUAUUAAGAAUAGUUAAUUACACAAUUAUUGUGAGCUUUAAUUAUUUCGUUUUUUUUUUUUUUUGACAUUACUACCUAGCACAUAUUUAUCGAUUUUAAUGAACUAUAAAAUUAAAUUCCCAGUUCAUAAAUAGUGAUUUUUAAACUGUUUUUUUCUUAAAAUUAAGAUUACCACUAAUACAAUUAUAUUAAAUAUAUUAUGAUUAUUCCAUUAUACUAUUGUUAUUAAUAGUGCUAAAAUAUUAGUAAAAACUCAAACAAUUUGCAAAAUAUUAUUACUAUUGCUUACUUAAAUAAUAUUUAUACACGGCAGGAAAAUUCUAACCAUUGUUUCAAAAAUACAGUUUGUUUGACUAAACCUGACUCCCUUAGUCAGUGCCACUGCUCCCACAUCAUCCUUGCCUACACUGGCUUUCCUCAUAUUGCAUAUAACCACUCAUUUUUUUAGUCUUCCUUUUCCCCUAUUUUCUCCUACAUUUAUUUUGAUCAAUUUAUAUUAAUUUUGUAAAUUCCUAGAUACCUAUUAAACUUUAUUUUUAUAAAUUUUUUUCAGAUCUUGAUUGGUUCAAUUGCACAAAACCUUUAUUAUUUGGUAAACACUUAAAAGGGAAACUUGUAUUACUAGAUUUCUUUACAUACUGUUGUGUGAAUUGUUUGCAUAUAUUACCUAUUCUUCAUAAACUGCAAAAACAGUUUACAUGUGAAGAUGGGUUAGUUAUUGUAAGUUGUUAAACUAUUAUGCAAUCAUAUGCUAUUCUGUUUUUUUUUUAACUAUUAUAUUUUAACUUAUUAGCUAGUUACAAAUAAUGGUACAAUCAGAAUAUAUAGGUUUUGAAGUUAGUCAAUUUACUUAAUUUAUUAUGUAUAUUAACACAGUAAUGCCAUAUAGAGGCAUAGGUGGUAAUGUAGUAGUUAUACUGUGUUAUACUUCCUUCAAAACACAUUUCAUUAUUUCUGUAUUGAGUAUAUACUUUUUAGAAUACAUAAUGUUAAUAUGAGUAUCAAAUGUAUUUUAUAUAACAACCUUUAAUAAUAGAAUAUUAUAUUCGUCACUUAUAUAUUAUUAUUUUUGUUAAAUUAUUAUGAACUUGUACACAAGUAAUAGUACUUAUUUAACUCAUAAAUGAAAAUUUAUAUAUAUAUUUUUGCAAAAAAAACAAAAAUAAUAAUAAUAAAUAAAAAAAGAUACAUCAUAACAGUGAUUGAACAUUUUAUUUUAACAUUUAAAAUAUAAAACACCAAAACUUCAAAAUAAAUUCUGAUUGUACUGAUUCUUGUUAAAAUACAUAAGUCUACAAAAAAAUUAUUGGUAAAAUAGUUACCAACUUUAAAUUUACUCUGCUGAUUAUGAACUACUUGUUGCUUUAUUUGAUUUUAAAUUUGAAUUGCUGAUUGUACAUCUGUUAAAUUUGUUGUACAUAUACAUAUAAAUAAUUAUGGUAUUUAUCUGGAUAGAUUGGUGUACACAGUGCAAAAUUUCCAAAUGAGCAACAAUCAGUGAAUGUUCAACAGGCAAUAGAAAAAUAUGCAAUUGAUCAUUGUGUUGUGAAUGACACAGACAGCACAAUGUGGAAUGAUUUAGCUGUAUGUUGUUGGCCUACUUUAAUACUUAUUGGUAAAUAUAUUUUAAGAUUCAUUUGUAUAAUUUAGAUAAUCUAAUUUUUUUUUUUAUAUGUAUGAGUAGUUAUUAAAUAAUUUAGUUAGGUUACUGCAUUAUUUAUUUAACAUCAAGUUAUUUAAAUGAUUUAAUAUUUUAAUAUUUUACUCAAAUAUAAUAAUGCCAUUUUUUUAGAAACUUAAUGUAGAACAAAAUGUAGGGCAUAAAGAUAUCUAAAAUGUUGAACAGGAGAGAGAUAUUUAUUUGACAAGACUUUGAAACUGUAUUUUUCAAUUAUGGAUUUAAAAUACGAAAAUUAAAUUUUUAUUUAUUUCUGGUACCUAUUCUUUGGUUGUUACAUACAACAGAGAAAAUACAUUUUUGUUUUCAUAACUAAUUUGUAUGUACUUAAUUUGUAAUUACUUGUUUAUUAUAGACAAUGCUAGUAUUCAAUUUAUUUUUUGAUUGAAUUGUAUAUAGUGCUGAACAACACAUACAAUGUGAUUCAUUUAAGCAAGGAUAGGUAUUAAUUCAUUCAUGAGUUCAUUGGCUAAAAUUUAAGUUAAUUUCAACUUAUUAACUUAACUUACUAAUUUGAUAUUUUAAUUAACUCAACAUUAACCUAACUUCAUGCACUUCUAUGUUAACUUGAAAUCAACUUAUAUUUUUUUUUAUUAUUCCCAAUUCAGUUAAUUUUGAAUUUUUAUAUUACCCAGAAAAAUAUUUUAUUUAUUACCUGUUUUCAGUUUAAAAUAUUAUAAGUUUGUAGAUUUAAGAGUAACUAGAGAAUGUAGAAAAACAUUUAAUGUUAUAAGAAAAAAAAAUAUAUUCACAGAUAAAAACUAAUUUAUCAUAAUAAUAAAGACAUAAAUAGUCAUGAGACCACAAAUUUUAUUCAUAACAUCUACUUGAGUAUUACUUGGGUACUACAUUUCUGUUAAAAUUUAAUAGAUAUUUUGAGUAAAAGUUUAUGAUAACUAAUUGGUAGUUUUUUUAUAUUUAUUUGUUUAGGUUAUUUAUUUUGUACAUUUUUAAAUUAUUAAUGUUGAAUAAUAUAGUAACCACUUUUACAUUCAAAUUUAAAUUAAUUAUUUGAUUGUUAUUAUAUGUUCAAAGCUAAUUUAAAUUUUUUGUUUUCUCCCAAGACAGUUACAUUAUAAAUACAUUUUAAAUUGUGUAAUUUUUUGUUAAUAAAUUCUUUUGAAGAUUAAAGCUCCUAUAUUUUUGUACAUAUAUAGUUUUAUUGAAUACGGAUUUUUUAAUUUUGAUUAAAAAUAAACAUGUUUCAUAAUACCCUGAAUAAAAUAUGACAUCAUAUUUCCACAUAUUUUUAAGGUUAGGUUAUAUUUUACUAAUACCUAUCUAUAUAACCUAUAUUUACUUAUACUUAGUAAAUAUUUGCAUAUUCAUAUAUAACCUAGUAAGUUACAGAAAUAUUGACACUAACCAUUAUUAUAUUAAAAAUAAUUCAAAAUAUUUUUCUGAAUAAAACUGAAAAAUCAUUAAUGGAUAUUGAAGUUUUAUCAUCUGCAUUUAUCAAGUAUGCAAUUAUUUCAUGUUUUCUAUUAUAUAUUUUGACUUUUUUAUUGCAUACAAAUCCCUGCUCUAUUAAUGAUAUCUAUUGUUCAAUAUUAUUCAAUUUUUUCUGUUUAUUAAUUUUGUUAAUUUAGUUUUCUUUUACACUGUUAUAAAUAAAAUGUAUUGAAGCUCUGCAUUUUAUAGCUGCUAGUUUCUUAAAUUUUGAAAAAAGUUGAUAUUUUUCAAGAUAAAGAGUGUUUUCAUUUAAAUAGGUCACAUUGUACUAAUUUAAUUUGUUAAUCAGGGCCCAAUGGUGAGCCUAUGCUUGUGGUUCAGGGUGAAGAUUUUCAUUCAGAAUUAUUGCCAAGAUUUAUUGAAACAUCAUUACAAAUUUUACGUCAAGCAUCUAUGAUUAGUUCUCAUAAAAUACCAGAAAUAGUUUUAGGCAAAACUACAUUAACAUUAGGUAAACAAUUAACUCUUCCCAAGCAAAAUCUUCUUUAUCCGGGUAAAGUGACAGCUUAUAUAAAGAAAUUGAAAAAAAAGAAUAAUGAGAAUAAGGCUGAUCAACAACAAUGCGGGAAAAUGUUAAUUGCAAUUUCUGACAGUGGGCAUCACAGAAUUUUGAUUUGUACAUUGCAAGGUCGUGUAAAGGUAUCUAAAAAGUAUUUUAAUAUAUUUAUAAUAACUUAUUAUAACUAUUUAUAAUAUUAUUAUUGAUCAAAUAUAUUAAUAUUACAUUUUUCUUUUUUUAUGAUUUUACAGCAUGUUAUUGGAGGUGGGGGCCAAGGUCUCUAUCCAUCAACGACAAAAAAAGGUUUCAAGGAUGGAAAUUUUUUUGAAGCUUUAUUUCAUUCACCCCAAGGCAUAUGUUUUCAAAAUUCAAAUACUCUCUAUGUUUGUGAUACUGAAAAUCAUGCUAUCCGUAUGGUAAAUUAAUUUUAGUAUUAUUCAUUUGAUUAUUGUUUGUAUUAUUUCCUUAAUUUAAAAAAAAAAUUCCAUAAAUGUAUAUUAGGCUGUUUUGAUUUUUAACAUUUUUUUUAAAAUUAAGACUGUAAAUUACUCUCUUGUGGUCUCAAACUUCCAAAAGAAAUUUGAGCCUAUACAAUUUUUUUUUGAACUUCAUCAUUGUAUAUUUAGUUUUUCCAUUUAAAUAACAGGAAAAUUAGUAAAAUGGGAACAUAAGAACAUAGUAAAAUUUCACUUGAUUUCAAGUGAAUCUUAUGUCUUUGUUUUUGUUAUCUUUAAGACAAAACUAUGGUAAAUCUUGUAACUUUCAAACUUAAAGAAUAAAUGUGAUUUUAUUUAAAGUAUCAUUACUUUUCUAUGUUAUUUAAAUAGAAAAACUAAAUAUUUGAUGAGCAAAUUCUAAAAAAAUUGUUUGGGUAAGGUUAAAAAAAAGUUAAAAGUUAAAGUAGCCUAAUGUAUAUAAUGUGGUAUUAUAUUAUAUUGGUAAAUAAUGACAUUAGAAAAUUAAGAUAUUUUAUUAGUCAUUAAUGACAACUAUGAAAAUAUUAAUUUUUUGUGAUAAGUAACCAGUUAUUAUUAUACAUUGUGAUUUAUCAUAACACAUAUUUUGUUUUAUAAUUUUACAAUAUGAUUGUAUAUUUAAUAAUUUUUAAAUAAAUUUGUAUACAGAUAGAUUUAAAAGAAAAGUGUGUCAAAACUGUUGCUGGAAAUGGUAAAAAAGGUAGAGAUAAAUAUGGUGGUCAAAUGUGGAGCUCUCAAAUCCUAAAUACUCCUUGGGAUGUUGUGUAUUAUAAACGUAAAGUAUAUCCACAUAAUCAAAAUCAAUAUCACACAUCCCAGCAAUAUGUGCCAUCAGCACCUGUACAAACACCAUCUCCAGUCCGCUGUUUGUUAAUUGCUAUGGCAGGUUUACAUCAAAUAUGGGCUCUUUAUUUAGACAAAACAAGUACUAGUACUUAUUCAUCUGGCAUGAAAUCUAAGUAAGAAUUCUCAACAUAAUGUAUAGUAUAUAAUGUAAUAUAUAGAAUAAACAUAUAAUAUAUAUAUAUAUGUAUGUAUGAAAUUAAUUUAACUUUAUAAAAAAUAUCAAAUAGAAUCAAUCAUUCUAUAAUUUUUUUUAACAAUAAGCAUAAUUGAGGUAGUAUAAAUUAUAAUCACAAUUGUAAUUAUUCCAUUAUCAUGAUUUUAAAAUAGCUCAACUUAUUCGCGAUUGAAAGUGUAAGAGUCCUACUUGGUUGAAUUUAUUAAAACUGUUCUAUCAAGAUGUACAUUUGAUAAUAUUGACUUCUGAGUUUCCUUGUAAUAAUUAUAAAUAUAGCUUUAUUUGUUAUAUUAUGGAUGACCAUAAUUAAUAUUUUAGCUAAAUGUAUAAUAAAAAUACAUAAAUUAAAUACCAACUUGUAUUGAACUUAUAUAAUAUAUAAUAUACAAUAUAGUGUUUAAAACGUACUUACUUCACAAGGUUGCUCUGAUUUUCAAGUGUAGCACCUAUUCUGAUAGGAAAUCGUUGUGGGAAGGUAUUUUUCUAUUUUCUCAAGAGUUUUUAUCAAAUGUGAAAAACCGAGAAAAAACUUAUGAAAAAUAAAAAAAAAAUUGUAUUCAAAAUAUAUUACUAAAAUAUUAAGAUUUUUUCAUGUAAACAAAUUUUCUACAAGCAAUUUUGCUCCAAUGAUAGCACUUUUUAUAAAAGAAAAUUUGACUGGGAAGGUAUUUUAGAGAUGUGAUUUUUUGAUUUUUCAAAGAGUUUUCCUAGAAAAUCUGAAAAACCUGAAAAAAACACAGGAAAACUGGUACAAUAUUAUAACCUACCAUAACAGUGGCUGUACCUGUUCCUGUUAUUCUAUUAUCCAGUUUUGCUCUUAAAUCUAUUUUAAUAAUAUGGUCGUAUUUAACUAUUUUUGAACCUUCGAUUUUAAAAUAACCAAUAUAUUCAAUUAUGUCUGUGAUUUUUAUUACAGAAUUAAAUAUUAUGUACUUUUAUUAUUACAAUUUGUAAACAAAAUAAGUUUUAAUAAGAAAAUUUAAAAAAAAAAUUAUGAAUAAAUGGAUUAUUUUAGCUUAAUAUUAUUCUUAUGCUAUCCUAGUGUCCAUUCUUUAUCAUUAGUGUACAUAAGAAUGUCACCUAUAGUUCCUUUCAAUCGUGAAUAAUUAACCAAGGUUUGGUGUAGAUCUAUAUUUAGUGGAUACUAUAGUUAUAGAUCUUAUAUUAAGUAUUGUAAUACAAGUAUAAGGUCCAUUACUACAGUGAUAUCUCUAUCAUUUUCAAAACAACUCAUGUUUGUUAAUAAAUCUUAUCAUAUUUUGUUAUUUUUUUGAUAUUAAUCAGCUUGUGCCUUUUAGAGGUGAGAAUUUUCAGUCUUUUGAAUGAUUUGAAUCAUAUCAGUUAAGUGAUUUGGUCAUUUUGUGAAUCAAAAAUUACUUAUAUGAUUCAGUGAAUCUGUUUUCCUUUAGAUCUUUUAUCAGCAUGGCUAUAGAUAUAAAUAUGGAUAUAUUUUAGUUGAUAUAGAUUGUAAUCAUUUUUAGGUUAAUUUUAAAUGAGAAUAGAACCUGGUCAUCAUUUGGAAAUAGACUAGGACUGCUAGUAGGAGUAAAUUAAUAUCCAAAUCCCAAAAUGUUUUCAAUUAGUCAAUCAAUGAUACACUUAUGCAAAAAUAACAGUUUCAUUCAAAAUAAUCAAAAGACCUAAAGAUCAAUUUGAUCUAAUACCUCUAGUGGCUUUUAAAAUCUUGCAAAUUUUUUUCUGUACAUUUUCAUAAUGAUUUAUAUAUAUCAGUAAUAGUUUAUUAGUUGAGGAUUUUAUCAGUUGGCUUUUUCACUUUUUAAUGAUUAUACACAUAGAACAAACUGAAUUCUAUAAAGAUUGUUAUUAAAAUGAUGAGGCCUAGGUAAAAGGGAAUAAGUUUAUUUAUAUACAUUUUUUUUUAAAAAUAAUAUGCUUAUAUAUUAUUAUAAUCCACAUUGAUUGACAUUCAAAAAUGAAGCAAAUAAUAUUACAAUUAUGUAUAUAAUUGUAAUAAAUAAUACAAUUUGUUUCAUUUUUUAAUGCUAAUUUAUAUGGAUUAUAAUAAUUUAUAAGAAUGUUGAUGAAAAAAAAAAAAUUGUAUAAAUGGAUUUAUCUUCUUUUACCUAGGCUUCAUCUAAUUUAUUUAAAUUAUUUUGAAUAUUUUUGAUCCUGGAAAUUAAUUUUUCUUUAGUAACUAUCUCUUAUGGAUAAAAGUUUGUACAUUGCAUAUUCCACCAACAAAAUAAAUAUUAAAUUAAUGGGCAGUUAAACAAUACUAUAUUUUUAUAAUGAUAAUAAUAUUUACAAAUAUGAUCUAUGAAAAUUACAGAUGGUUAAUUAAUCUGUUAAAUUAACCGGUUUAUGUAUGGAAAAUACAGUUAUCAAUUUUUGAUACUUGUUUGUCAGAUAAGAUCUUAUUUCCUAGAAAAAAAAACUUAUUCGGUAUUUAAUUUAUUGAAUUACUUUAUUCUGAUAGAUUAAAAACCAAUAAUUAUCAAUUGUUAAUUGUCUAUUUAUUAUAAUUAUAAUAAUAUUCAGUAUAAUCCUAAAUUGUUAAAGAAAACAGUUUGUUAGUUUAUACAGAAUUAAUUCUGGUUUGAAUUUUAGAUUCUGAGCAAAGUGAGGAAUGUAUUAAUAUUUAUAAUUAUUAUUUUAAUGUUUAAUUAAUACUAUUAAAGUUAAAAAAAAUUAAAAAUGUAUUAUUAAUGUAUUAACAAUAGGAAUAAAUUUAUUACCAUUAAUAUUACAACUUAAAAAUAAGUAUUCAAUAUUUAUAGUAAUGUCAGAGAUAACUUGAACAGGAAUAUUAGCACAUAUACCAACAAGGACUCCAUGAUUUCUUGAGCAAAGACUAGUAGAACUAUUCCUAUCGCAUCUAAAAAUGUUGCAAUUACUUAAGUUUAAUUCAGAAUCAGCAAUCCCAUCAUAAAGUUAGGUCUUAGUCAAGAUAAGAAAUAUAUUAUCAAAACAUGUAGUAUUAAAUUUAAAAUUAAUUAAUUUGGACCUAAGCCCUCCACAAAUUUGAUAAAAACCAAAAGAUAAAUUACUAGAGUUAAUAUUACUUUUACUUCUGCCACAGCCGGUUUUUUGCUGAUUCAUUAGGAAUUUUCUUUUUCACGAGUUCAGAUAAAGAUCCCCACCACAGGUGAUUUUUUAGAUGACCUACUCUUAGAGUAUUUGCAUUGAGGAAUUAAGAGCUGCUUUAGAUUCUGAGUGGAGUGAAGAAGCUUAAAGUUUUACAAAGAUAUUUCUUUUUUUUCUUUUAUAUGUUUGCAACUUUUUUACCAGAAGACUUUCUUGGAUUUCUAUGUGUAGCACCUUUUCUGAAAGGAAAUAGGCGUAAAAAGGUACUAUAGAGAGGUCAUUUUGAUUUUCUCAGGAGUUUUUUCAUCAAAUUUAAAAAACCGAAAGAAAAACAGGAAAACAUUAGAAAUGUAGGUAUUAGUUAAAAUAUAUUACUUCUUUCUUUUUUCUGUACACAACUUUUCUAUUAACAAUUUUUCUCCAACUUUUAUUGGUAGCACUGUUUCUAUAAGGAUAUUUAACUAAGAUGGUACUUUAGAGAUUUUUUGAUUUUCCCAAGAUUUUCCAUAGCAAAUGUGAAAAACCGGAAAAAACAUGGGAAAAUAUAGGGAAACUGGGAUAAUUAAAUAUAAUAUAAUAAUAUUAUACAAAUAUUAUUAAAGAAAAUAUAUAGAGCCUAUUUAAUUAUUUUACUAUAAUAUGACAUAUAUAUAUAUAUAUUGUUGCCAAAGCAUUACUAUCAACUGAACACUGGUCAGAAUCUUUUUAUCAUAAGCAAUGGUUUAUCGUUGCUUACUGGUAUACAUUAAAUUAUCUAUAACAGUGGCUACAUCCGUCCUCACUAUCCUAGGAUGUCUUUUUCUUUUUUAACUUCAAUCAACUCAACAGAAAGAUUCUCAACCACUGAGGUAAAAGUCUGCUUUCAAGACUUUUGAUAUUAUUAACAAUUGACUUGAGUUUAUUGGCAGGAGAAAAAUUUCUUUCUUGAAUUUGCAGUAAAGAACUCUAAACAAACAUCAUUUAGAGUAACCUUCUUUUUCUUAAGCUGCAAAACUGAUGAAUCUGCUUUGUUAGCCACGAUAAAAAAAAAAAUGAAGUAGGAAUAGGUAGCACAAAUUACUUAUAAUAAAAGAGUGCAGAAGAACAGAAAAUAGAUAUGAUAGCCAUGAACUUGUUAGUAGACUGAUUAAUUCACUUAUCAAAAAUCAACAUCAACUAGAAAUAAACUUACUGGGCGAUAAUGCAAUACUAUGAAACAGAUAAUGGAAAACUGAAUUCCCUCAGGAUUACAGGAAAUCAUACUGAUAAUUAUAUAUUAGGUUUAUAAAUGAUUAAACUUUACAAGAAAUGUAUGAACACAACAAACUUACUAGCCGCAUGACUAGUACUGUGCUGUAACCUUUGUACUAUGUGGUUUGAAAAAAAGUUGAUUCUUAAGUAACAAUUUUUUUCUAUAAGUUGUCUAAGUUCAAAUUUGAUGAAAAUAUUAAAAAUUACAGCAUUUUAAAACAUUUAUAGCUUUGCUCAGAAUUCUAUUUCGUCACUAAUGAUUUAUCAUAAUGUAUGGAUUUAAAUUAAAUAUCUUUAUUUAUCCUACCUAGUGAUAGAUACAACUGACUAUUAAUUACUACCGAUUAUUAGUUGAUUUUCAUUGAAUACUAUUGAUUAAUUAGUUGACUUAAAAUUUACACAACCAACUAAUAUAAAAAUCUUUGAAAUAAAUCUAUUAAUUAUUCUGUAGUCAACUAAAUUAGUUAUUAGUAAUUAAUUGAGUAAAUUAGUCAACUCUUCUCUAUUGGAUAACUGUAUUAGUUGAAUAUUUUUAACUAAAUGGCUUGUUGUCAAUCUUUGGGGUACUGCAGUGAACAGUGGUAUCAGUUGUGACAGAUGUUUAGGGAUAGUAAUAUAUUUUUUAAACAGCACAUACUUUGCACAAUAGGUGAACAGCUGUUUUUACUGACAGAAUAUUUAUGUUUACUUUUCUAGAUGAUAACAUUUUAAAAAUAUUUAAGCCCUUUUUGAGCUAUUAAUAGACCUUUGAUAUUUUAGAAUUCUUUUAUGCAAUUUUAAUUUGGUAGGAGGUUCAUUAUAAGUUGUACUUAGUGGUAAACAAAAAAAAAAAAAUAGUGUAGUUGUUAGUUGAACAAAUUGUUUCGUUAUUUGACUAAAAUAGUUACAUAGUUACUACUGACUUGGUUGGUAGGAAUUGGUUGUGCUCAUCUCUAAUUCUACCUUUCUAAUUUCCCACAUACAACAGUAAACACGCCCAUCUGCAGAAUUAGCUUUUUUUUUUAAUAUGUGUAAAUAUAGGUAUCAUAUAUAAUAUAAGUAUAUUAUAUAUUUCUAAUAGUAAUACUUUAUCUAUUUUAGAUGGUGUUCAAAGGGCUUAUGUACCAUGAUCGCAGGUACAGGCAAAGAAGAAAAUAGAAAUAAUUCUUAUAAUGGGCAGCGUGCUUCAUUUGCACAGCCUUCUGGAUUAUGUUUAACCAAAUCUCGGGCUGGAUCUGUACACGGUGAUCCAUCAUUAUAUAUAGCUGAUAGUGAAAGUUCAUCAAUUAGACGCUUGUUUUUGGACUCAUUGGGAAAGUAUAGAGUUAUAAAUGUGGCUGGAGGAAGUCCUGAUCCAACUGUUAAGUACUUCAUAAAUUCUAUGCUUUCAUACUCAGUUAGAAUAACAUAUACAUAAAUGUUAUAUUACUUUUUGAUAAUAAGUAUUAAACAUUAUUAAUAAGUCCGAUUUCCAUAUCAAAAUUUAUGUUAACCAAUAACAAUUAUCUUAAUAGGACCUGUUUACUUAUGGUGAUAUUAGUGGAGGUACAGGAGUCAAUUCUCGUUUACAGCAUCCUAUGGAUGUAGCUUGGAAUUAUAAGCGCAAUGUAUUAUACAUAGCUGAUUCAUACAAUCACAAAAUUAAAUAUGUUACUGGUUUGUCUGAUAAUAAACAAUCUUACUAUAAUAACAGUAGUAAUUCAGCUUCUGGUGGUAUUAAUGGACCUGCAAGUGGUAUGGUACAUAAUUUACCAUUACCAGUUAAAGUAUGUGAAUUAUAAUAUAUAUAUACUAUACUAUAACAUUUAUAAUAUAGAUACUUAUAGAGGACUGUUUUAAAAUUAAGAAGAGUAUACAUUUUUAAAUUAAGACAAAUAUACUUAAUUUAAUGUAUCAAGUUUUAUAAAUGAGAAAAUACUUUGAUUUAUAACCACAAUUAUCUACUAAGGGGUUGGAGUUUGAUGCUGUGUGCUAUUGUCCUUUAAAAAUGGUGUGACUAAUAGCGCUAGUAGUAUUUGGGCUACUAGUAAUAGAAGUUUUAACGUGUAAAAUAUGGGUACAAUGUUGUAGUUUGUCUUAAUUGGCUACAAAUAAAUAAGUAGCAUGGUUACCUAACAGUUAUCAUCACAGUAGUCAUCAUUCUACACAUUUUAUUUUAAUUGUUUUCUGUAAAGUGGUAUUUAACAUAUGUGUUGAGUACAAUGUGCAUUAAUGUAAAAAAAAAAGGUGGUUUUCUAAUGUUUAAAUGAAUGUUGUUUUACUAAGCUUAGAAAUUAGAGUUAAAACUAUAAUAACAUAAUAUUAUGCAAUUACCUGUAUUUAUUAUUUUUGUUUGCAUACCAUAAUUGUCUGAAUUAACAAAGAUAAAUAACAUAAAGUGAAAACAAAACAUGUAAGCAUUAAAAUGUUAAAAAAAAAAAACUAUGUGAAUAUGAUAUGUAACCAUUCAUUUUUAAUAACUUUUCCAGACCCACUAUCCAAUUCAUUGCUGGCUUUUUCUUCCAAAACUUCAUAAAUAUUGGAUAUCUUGACUUAAGUCGCUUUUGGGGAUACAUAUCAAUGUCACUGUGUAAUGGGAGGUUAGGUUUGUGUUUCUCUUUUUUUUAUCGAUCUGUAUGCAUUAUUCUACAUAAGUGGAGCUAUAUUUGCAAACACUGGCAAUCAAUGUACUUAGGUGGAUCUCACUGGUUAUGAUUUGCAUGGUCUGGUUGAGUUCUAUAUUCACUUUUUUACAGUGUGCUCUUGAGCCAACCGGGGUGCAAUUGCCUAACAUUAGUAUUAAUUAAUACUAUGAAUACUGUAUGUAAUGUAUUUAUAUUAUGUAUAUAUAGUACAGCUUAUAAUUUUGCUUAUAAGUAAAACUGUAUUAACAGUACUAUGUUAACUAAUAAUAUAAUGCAUUACUUAAAUAGUUGAGAAUAAGUUAAAUGAUGAUUGUACUUAAUAGUAGUAAUAGUCCUAAUGUUAUUCAAAUAAGUAGUGUUUAAUAAAAUGAUUAAUAUUAAAAAAAAAUUAUUUGAACAACUUUUGAUCUUUAUGUUUUUUUUCAUAAAGACAACUGUUUCUAUGAUAUUUGUUGAAACCACAUAUUUUUAUAUGUGAUAAUAAGCCAAGCUCUAACCUUAGUAGAUAAACAUGUUUAUAACAUAUUUUUUCAAUACAUUAACUCCUCCCAAAAACUGUUACUCACUUUUUACAAAUGAUCAAGAGAGCAAAAUUAAGUUAAUUAGUUAGGGAAUUAUUGUUUAGUUUUAAUAAUACUAUAAAAGUAUUUUAAAAAUGUCUGUAGUUAAAUGAACCUAAUGGAUUACAUUUUAUCGAAAAUCUUCAAGAUAGAUCUAGUUUAUUGUUGAUUGCGGACACAAAUAAUCAUGUUGUUUGGGUGUACAAUUUUGACACUUAUGCCAUCAAAAAGGUAUCAUUAAUACAAUUAUUUUUAUUUUAGAAACAGUUUAUCGUUCUAUAUAAUAAUUUAUUUCUUUAUACCUAGUUACAAUUGGAGUUCCCUAAAAUUCUGGAAUCAUCACCAUCUAAUAUUGUUGGAACAACUCAAAUCAGAUUAAAUAGAAAGACAGAUGGACAAAUAAUGGUACGUGGUCGUGUCAUUUUAGGUAGUAGUUCUACAACAGAUGGGUCAAAACCUUUGAACGAACCACUUAAAGAGCAACCACAAUUGCAUUGGAUUCUACAACUUCCAGGUAAGAAUAACAUUAUUUUAUGUAAUUUAUGAUAAAUAAAUUUAUAUUUAAUUUUUGUUCAAAUUAUAAGAAAAUCAAUUUGUUAUUAAACUGGAUUUAAAUAUAUUGCAUUUUUAAAUUAUGACAUAACACAAUAAUAAUUGGUUUAAUUAAAAUUUAUAAUUGAUUAUAACAUAUUUUUAAGCAUACGUAUUUGUUUUUUUUUUUUUUAUAGAUUCUAAAUGGGAAUCAAAAGAAAUCAAAUCUAAUACCAUAAUUCCUGCUUUAGGAGCAGCUGCUGAUUUUAAAUAUUUAAUUCGUAUUCCAAAACAAGUAUUGGAAAACACCGAAACUGCUAAUGAUUUUGAAUCUAAAGAUAAACAACGAAACAAUAAGUAUUGGCAAACUGAAGAUGAUUCUGAUACUUCUGAUAGUGAAUUAGAUGAAGACGAAGAAGUUAUUAUAUUAAGAUGUCAGACUAGUGUUUGUGAAGAUGGUGAUAAAUGUAUACCUUUAGAAUUUGAUUUUAUAGUACGUGUUCAAUUUGAUAAUGAUGAACAUACCCCACAAGCAGCAGAUGUUUUUUUCUCUUAUACACUGCCUUUUGGAGAUAACUCCAUUUCAUCCAAAAAGUCUUCAGAGAUAAGGGAUUCUUCAUUAAUUAAUGUUAAUCCUCCUCCAAUGGAUUCAAUGAUUAAUACUUUAGCCAGUACUAGUAAAGUCUAAAAAAUCAAAAUAAUUGAAUGUUUAUAAAAAUUUGUUUUAAUUAAAUAUUAAUAAAUCAAGGUUAUUUAAAACUUAUUUCGAACAUUUAUUUUAUACAGUUUUUUUUUUAUUUUUCUACACUGCAAUAUGUAAUAUUUUAAUUUAUACUUAAUAUUUAUGUAUAAUUACACUUAUGAACUAUGCUAUAGUAGAUCAAUGGUUAUUGGUUUAUCAUUAAUGUCCUAAAAACCAAAAAUAAUAGUUCCAAUAUUUUAUUUUUUACUUCUGUCUAUCAAUACAUUGAAUUCCCAAUUACCAAUUAGGUUAUCUUAUGUUAAUAUAUUUUUUUUUCAAUUUAAAAAUUACAAAUGAAAAUUAUCAUUAUAAUUUUUAAUUAAAUGUAUUUAAUUAUUCAAUUACAUUUUACAACUUUGGAAACAUUAACCAUAUGAUAUCCAUCUAUUUUCCUAGAUAUCCUUUCAACCCUAGCUAAAUUUCUUGCCAUGAUUUUGACAAUUAAUAAAAACAAAAUUAAAUCGGUACAUUAUGUGUACUUUGUAUGUCAUCAGUCAUCAUAUACUUCUUGUAUAGCACACUAUUUUAUGGACCACUGUAUCAGGAUAUCUGGUUCGGGCUACAGUUGUAGGUGGAAUUAAUGAAAGGUUUUAUAAUUAAUUUAACUAAUUUAAUUACACAUUGAUAAAUCAUUGUUAACCAAUUGUGAUUCUGAGUCAAAUCAGUAUGCAUAAAAUAAUUAUUAUAGUUCUGUUUCGCUUGUUUCCAUGUGUAAAUUGCGAAAUGUUUUAACAGCGAAAAGUAAGAAAUUAUUUUCGUUAGUGGGUAUUCCUUUAUAAUAUAAGUAAUAAUAAUACUAGAUAAUCAAGGUUAUUUUAUUGUAAGGGUAUAUCAAUUUAAUUUUGUACUUUUGCAUCUUGGAUCACGUAAUAAAGAUGAGCACUGUCAAACUUUAUCAUAGUAAAUAAUAAUACCAUUACCAAGUCAUCCGUUGCCAUAUUCAAACGUUUCAAAGUGCGGUUUAUUCAUUCGUAAUGGAGUUUAUUCAAAGUCAAAAAAACAAACAUUUUUUAAAAUAUAAUGGUUAUUUGUAUAGGUUUGACAAAAAAUAUAAAUCUACUAUGUAUUGGAAAUGUAAUGUAAGCCUAUGUGAAUCACACCUUAAUUUAAAAACGAAGAAAUUGUGAAAGGACCUAGUGAACAUAACCAUACCAUAUCGAAUUUAUAAAUCGAAGACAAUUUGUAUAGACAAAAUGAAAAUUUUAACUGUUAUCUCAAGAUAAUCCACAUCAAAUUGUUUCAGAAGCAUAAACAUUGUGUUCGCAAGCAGUUCACAGAGCUCUCCCUCCAGUAAGUUAUAUCAAAUACACUUUGUAUUGAAUACGACAAAUUAAUAGUUUUGUUCUAUCUAACCCAUUAACAAUAACAGAUAUUACAAUACCCAAUAAUUAUUCCCAAACUAUUGAUGGUCAAUUUUAGUAUUUGCUACGAAAGAGAAUUUAGAUUUACUGUCUAAAUCUGAUCAUUGGUUUGCAGAUGGAACUUUCAAAUCAUGUCUUCUAUUAUUUACACAAGUAUACACAAUAUAUGUUAUAAAGCAUAAUUUGAUAAUACCAAGUUUUCGCUUUAAUGCCAGAUAAAACACUAAGUUCGUAUGAAAGGUUAUUUUCGGCAAUAAAAACACAUAAUAUUCAUUUAAAUCCCAAAAUAAUAAUGACUGAUGUUGAAGGGUGACAUAGAGGCUUUAAUAAUUUAUUGAGUUUAUAUCAUCCAACAAUAUGGAAAUUUAUUGAAGGAACAGAGUUUAAACAACAUGAAAAUAAAUCAGUACAUAGUGGGUAUCCAGAAAACGAAAAAGGGAUACAUUUAAAGAAUUAGCCAAUGACUACGAAAAUAAGGACAGACUUGAAUACCUAAGAGGUGUUGCCUAUAAUUUGUCACAUCAAAUUUAAAU